Acanthaster planci (crown-of-thorns starfish) is the source of this 1898-nucleotide messenger RNA. RefSeq lists its product as uncharacterized. Lineage: Eukaryota; Metazoa; Echinodermata; Asteroidea; Valvatida; Acanthasteridae. The record is from RefSeq and is a predicted model, not a curated record.
AAUGUUGCAAACAGCUGAAUAGCCUAGAUUGUUCUUUUUAGAGUUUUAGUUGUCAGCAUGUUUAACGUUAACGUUUUUUGGCCUAGACCGAGAAACCGAUUUGCUCUGAAUGUUGCAGGGCCGGCCUAGCCUAAUUUGUAGGCCUAAGUUAUUUGACCAUUUCCCUGAACUCACACAGUUCAUUUAUAAUGUAAGCCAACCGAACAAUUGGCCUACGCAUACGUAUUAAUAAGUGGUAGUCCUGAGACUUGAACACAAUUAAAGCCCACCCAAUCAACAAUCAAGUUCUGGUAGGCGUAGGCCUAAACUGGUAAUAACCCAGCUGUCAAGCUACAGUAAAGUAGUUAAUCGAAGCCAAAGAAAAUGAGUAUGCUUCACCAAAAACGGAAGAAAUUUGCCUCUGUAUUGGAGGAGGCCUGCAAGCAAUCUACAGUAACAUCAAGCCUCUGUGAAUCAAGCAGCAGGUUCUCUCCAGAUCUUCCAAGCUACCCAGAUUCCUCUCCAACCCGGGCUGGCAACUCUACCCUAAGUUUAUGGCAUGCAAGUGUCCCUACUACGCCUGAAGUACCAGAUUCCUCCUCACUCAAUCCUGUCGGGUGGCCCGCAGGUUUAUUUGGCAGCAGUGAUGUCUCUUGCAGUUCGCAGCUCAGUCCAUGCAUUGAUGGAGAUAGCUGGCCAUCUGAUUCAUGUUUCUCCUGCCCCUGGAAUCCCAGUACAGACUUGGAGUUUCUGGAGGCAGACACAGCAGAUCAGAUGUUGACAAGAGCUAUUUCAGCUAGUCAGCAAGCGACUCAGACAAGCAUGGAUUUAUUGGACUUCCUGGAUGAUCAGAAUCACACCAUCAGCCAGUUGGGGGCAUGCAUGGAUGUGGAUGAUCAGCUCUUUGCCGGUGCCAGCAGCCCAGCGUUAUCCAUCUUCAGUGACCUCCAGUUUGACCUCAAGUCGGACUGCCUGAAGAACGAUGCCUGGCUACAUGACCCUGUGAGCUCUGACAGCGACCUGGAUGACCUGCUCAUGCGGUCAACCCUCACAGUCAAGACACCUCGGCGUAGGGGCCGCCCACCUUUGCUUCAGUCCGCUUACUUCUGUAACGAUGUGACCAAGGGUCUGUCCACUGCAGAUUAUUUUCACUGUGUGGCUGACAGAGCCACAAAGAAGAGGAGUGCUAACCCUGGCAAGGACCUCUCCCCAGAAGAACUGCUCUUCAGGAAGGAGAGAAACCGUCUCCGCAGCAAGGCCUAUCGUCUCCGCAGGAAGAUGCAGUUUGAGUCCAUGAAGGAGGAAGUAACACAGGCACGCCAGAAAAUGGAAGAGGUACAGAGAAAGAUUCAAAGCACUUAAAAAAACAUCAAAGGUGAAGCAGUUAUAAUUCGUUGUCUCAUAUGCUAAAUUAAUUCUUUGCAUUCAGUUAACUACCACACAAUAACUUGUGGGCGGUUUAGACCACCAUUGCUUGUGCUUGAUUGUCAAGAAAUGUACAACUGUGGAAACAGUAACGAGAACAGAAAAGGAUGUAUUUUGGACCAGUAGCCACCUGUAGAUUGGACGUAUUUCGUAAGGCAAUAGAAACAGGUGAUUAUAAAUUGAGGUGAAAUUCUAGCCAAACUGAAAGAUGUUGUAAUUUUUAUGUAUUUUGGCUUACAUUUAAUCACAUAGAGCUAAGAACUUUCCCAACAGUUGAUAUUGUGUUCUUUAUUUUACUGUUUAAUACCUGCAGUAGUGUCAGUUGGGGGCUUGAUGCAAAAUGGCCUUUGUGUAUUCUUGAUGGCAGAUUUGAUUAACCUAAUUUUUAAGGUUGAUCCUGUGUAAAUAACAUUUACUGGUCUAAAAUAUAAACUUAACUACUGAUUUUGCUGUUUAAAGAAUCCCCAAAGCAGUUUGUGACAAUGUUUUGUAAA